This is a messenger RNA of Cyphellophora attinorum, 606 nucleotides long. RefSeq lists its product as uncharacterized. Lineage: Eukaryota; Fungi; Ascomycota; Eurotiomycetes; Chaetothyriales; Cyphellophoraceae. Bases 1 to 606 code for a protein of 201 amino acids. The record is from RefSeq and is a predicted model, not a curated record. The transcript has a single exon. Gene Ontology annotation, molecular function: gamma-glutamylcyclotransferase activity.
AUGGAGGACUCGAAUGCUGAGACAACGCCAGCCUUCAGUUGCCUGUACUUCGGCUAUGCUUCAAACCUAUCCCCACGAACUCUGCAACAGCGAUGUCCGGGAUCCAUGUACGUCGGCCUUGCCGUCCUCCCCGGCUGGAAGUUCAUAAUCAGCUCGGUAGGCUUCGGCAACAUCAUUCGAGCCAGUGACGACGACAUUGUCUACGGCAACCUAUACUUCCUGACCCAGCAGCACGAAGACGCCCUCGACAAGUCCGAAGAAGUGCCGCACUGGCACCAGAAGCUAACUCUAGAUGUUCGAAUGGUAAGCAAAGACGGCAGUGGCUGGCAGAGUGGCCAGGAAGCACCAGCGACUUGCUACACAGAUACAAAGCGAACGACCGAGGGCGUUAUUUCGAAGGAGUAUAUCAUAUGGAUGCGGAAGGCGAUUGCCGACGGCGUCGAAAGCGGAGUGCCGGCGGACUACUUCAGGAAGUAUGUGGACAAAUUUUUGCCAGAGGAUGGACUCGUCGGCAAGGAAGAAGACAUCAUCAUGGUCAGAACGAUUGAGCAUAACAAGGAGGAUCUGCAAUUUGUUCCGAGAGAGAUGCUGAAGCGAGAGAGCUAA